Molecule: messenger RNA, 1367 nt
Organism: Adelges cooleyi (spruce gall adelgid)
Lineage: Eukaryota; Metazoa; Arthropoda; Insecta; Hemiptera; Adelgidae
Product: cytochrome P450 4C1-like
Exons: 7
Coding region: 1-1347 (448 amino acids)
Molecular function (GO): oxidoreductase activity, acting on paired donors, with incorporation or reduction of molecular oxygen; heme binding; iron ion binding
Source: RefSeq, a predicted model, not a curated record
AUGCCUGGAAGAUACGAGCAUUCAAUAUUUAAAUAUUGGCUUUUUCGCGACCUUUGUGUUUGUGUAUCCAAAGCCGAAGAUGUAAAAGAAGUAAUGAGUAACUCAAAUUGUUUCAAAAAACCAAUGAUUUACUCUGUACUUAGAGAUACUUUUUCAAUGGACGGACUACUUACAACCAACAAUAUACAUAAUUAUAAAAAUGGAAGGAAAAUCAUAUCUUUAUGGCUAAAAUAUUCAAAUUUAAAAUCAUUGAUACCUAUUUUUUACGAGGAAUUCAAAGUUCUAGAACACAUAUUGUCUAAAAAAGUCGAAAACAAGUCAUACGAAUGUGACAUAAGCCGAGCUAUCGAACUAGCAUCGAUGGACACAAUUGGAAGAACAGCGUUUGGAGAAAAAUUUGAUUCACAAAAAAAAGAAAAUCAUGUAUUCCGACAUAACUAUGAACGUCUGGCAGAGAUUUUCAUAUACAGAAUUGAGCGCCCGUGGUGUUAUGUUUCAAGUUUUUUUUCACUAUCACCGCGAAAACGUGAACAAAGAAAGAGUCAACAUCUAAUACAUACAUUUUUAAAUGAUUUAAUUCGAAAAAAUCAAGCUGAAGGUAAUGAAGUAGCAAAUACUGCGAUAGACGGGAGUGAUGACGAGAACAGUAUUUGUCAACAAAAACCAAAACCCCUAAUUAAAAAUCUACUAGAAAAUGGACACGGAAUGUCUUAUAAAAUGCUAAGGGGCCAUUUAACUACGAUUACAGUUGCCGGACACGACACGACCGCGAUAACAAAUACAAUCGUCAUAUUCAUGCUGGCUCAUCAUCAAGAUGUUCAAGAAAAUGUCUUUCGGGAAAUUAGUUCUAUAUUUUCGGUUGACGAUUCCGACCGGCCGCCAACAUACGAGGAUUUACAAAAAAUGGAGUACUUGGAACGCGUGAUCAAAGAAACCAUGCGGUUUUAUCCAGCCGUGCCCAUAAUGGGCAGAAAAAUCGAAAACGAAAUGAAGAUCGGAAAAUACGUAGUCCCGGCAGGCACAAACGUUAUGGUUCCCAUUUAUUGUUUGCAUCUAAAUCCGCAACACUAUAAAGAUCCAAAAGUGUUCAAUCCAGACAACUUCUUGCCUGACGUGUGUCGCAGUCGUCAUCCAUUCGCGUACAUUCCAUUCAGCGUGGGCUCAAGAAGCUGUGUUGGAAACAAAUACGCCAUGCUUCAAAUGAAAAUAGCGAUUUCCACGCUGGUCCGGGCCUAUCGUUUUUCUCCAUCUGCAAAAUGUCCCACGCCCAAAGAUCUCAGACUAUCGUACAACAUGGUGCUGAAAUUUGUCGAUGGAUGUUACGUUACAAUAGAUCCAAGAACAUAGUCUGUUACGUUCUAAUAUUA